AACCAUAGCCUCUCGCCGGCCAACGUCAGUGUUGCAGCUGUGCGCCUGCGUACGGUAGUCCCAUGUGUUGUGAAUACAUGCAUUGACAAGUUGAGUGCUAGCUAGCUAUUUUACAACGGGAGCUGUGGCUUCUACAGACAUACCAGGUGAAAUAUGGAGAGACUCGUGCAGGCUAGCCUACCUCCUGAUCAGGGACAUAUUCUGGGCAUAGUGUCUCAGAGUGAUAAGCAGGCGGAGAUGUUCACAAAUGGCUUUCUGAAGAACAGUUUACCCGGUAUGAGCAAGAAGAACAUCGGCGACUUCAUGCUUCGCAAGGCUGUGGUUCUAAAGUAUGCAAAAAAGAAAAAGGAGAAGAAAAAUAAAAAGCGAGCCAAGGGUCUCAAUGCUAAACAAAGGAGAGAGAUGAAGGUCUUUCAGCUGAAACCAGAGCAUCAAAAAUAUGAGCUUUUCUUGCCCUUGCAUGAGCUAUGGAAACAGUACAUCAGAGAUCUGUGCAACGGAUUGAAACCAGAGAGCAACCCACAGACAAUUCAGCAGAGGCUGUUGAAGGCUGAUUUUCAUGGUGCCAUUCUUACAGUGGCCAGGUCCAAAUGCCCCUCGUAUGUAGGCACCACAGGAAUCCUAGUGCAGGAGAUGAAGCAUGUCUUCAAAAUCAUCACAAAGGAGGACAGACUGAAAGUCAUACCCAAGCGAAACAGCGUGUUUGCCGUGGAGAUUGACGGCUUUGUCUCCCAUAUCUACGGCAGCAAGUUUGAACUCCGCUCAAGCGAGCGAUCCGCAAAGAAAUUUAAAGUCAAAGGAACCAUAGACCUGUGAUCCUGUUGAAGUGUAGUAAUGAGACUGAGCUCAGAGGCUCAAAGGACAGAGAAGUAAACAACUCCUGUCAGGAUCUACAAUAAGGACUAUCACCAUCUUCAAUUCUUAUUUUCAAGUCAUACGGGAAUCCUCAGCAUCUGUUUUGGAUGCAAGUCCUGUUCUAUAGCAUUUUGUACUGUGGCAAAGACAGAAGACCUUACAGACUCAAAGCAAUCAAAACAUAGUUGUGAUUAGAGAGCGUUUGUGUUGGUAUUUUCUUUUUUUGUAAACGUAUCCAUUGAUUGGUCAAUGAUUCAAUUAUUUUACAUAAUUGUAAAUGCAUUAUGAUCUGUUUUCAGUUGUUUUGAGCAACACUACCUAUGUCCACAAGGUGGCACUAGAUCAAUCUGCUUCAAUGUAUGUACAAUAAACAUAUCUCUAUACAUUUUUUGUCAAAUGACAGAUUACAUUUUCUUGAUCACCUAGUUUGAAGUAACACAAUGAGAUACAAUUAUACUAUGAUGUGGAAACUGAAAAUGUGGCUGUCUUGGUAUACAAUAUGCUUAAUUUCCUGAUAAUUUGGGAAUUUCCUAGUUGGUCAACUUUUUAUAAGGUACCUGUUGUAUAUUGUUGGUUUGGAUGUUGGUUUGUCAAUUGAAGUGACAUAGGUACUAGAAACAUUGCUGACCUGAAAUUUUCAUUUGGUAGUUGAGUUGCAUUGACAAGUAAGUCUCUCAUGGUUGGCUUUUGGAUAGCUCAUAUUUGUUUCUUUAUUAACCAUGAGUAUGAUUUUGUCAACUUUUUAUGCUAUUACAAUAAUGAAAACUGAGUAAUUGAAUGUAUUUUUUUAUUUUUAUCAAUUUAAUAAACAAAGCAUUUGCUGUCUGUUUUGUAAAA
Messenger RNA from Salmo salar (Atlantic salmon), 1692 nucleotides. It is a transcript of the gene pop4, whose product is annotated as POP4 homolog, ribonuclease P/MRP subunit. Gene Ontology annotation, cellular component: ribonuclease MRP complex; ribonuclease P complex. Gene Ontology annotation, molecular function: ribonuclease P RNA binding. Gene Ontology annotation, biological process: tRNA 5'-leader removal; rRNA processing. NCBI's taxonomy places the organism in Eukaryota, Metazoa, Chordata, Actinopteri, Salmoniformes, Salmonidae. The record is from RefSeq and is a predicted model, not a curated record.